GAUAUGCACCCUUCGGGGGGACAAGAGAGGACUUCAGAGACCAUCAAUACCCUUACUAAGAGCCAAGAAAAAUUGAGCCAACGAUUCCAACUGCUGGCAGAACUGACGACAGCGCAAGAUGACCUGCCUUCAGGGUAUGGGCGACGCCUGCAAGAUCACGUUCACGGCCUUUGGUGUCUAGAGGGCCUCACGCAGGACCUCGACGUCCGUGUGGAGAAGGCAAGGCGUCGUUUUCUGCAUCUGUCUCUUCGUUCGUCUGAUUCCUUCCUCUUGUCUUUUUCUUUGUGUUGGUUUAUAGGUAUACGGUAUAUAUAAUCAAACAGAUACAAUUAGAGAAACAAACAGGCACAUGUACAUUACAAUACAUGCAUGUUAAUAGCUACUUUCUUUUUUUCUAGGGAAAUGUUUAUUGAUCAGAUCAGCAUUAUGAGGACAGAUCUGAAAACCAGGCAAUGUUCAUAUAUAAACAUUUACAGCAAUCUUCAUAUGGUUUGCAUCUUUGUCGGUUUAAAAACUAGCAAUAGUAUCGUUGUACGUAUUUUUUGUUCUUUGGAAAUAAAUCAAAACAAAUGGCGAAGGAGAGAAAUCUGUGAACGAUAUGCAAAUAUCUCGUUUAAUCCUUUUGGGGGGCUGUCAAGGUUCGAUUGUGACGUGGAUCAGAUCGGCCAGGUUGACAGUGAAACACCAGAGGAAACAUACUGGAGGAAUAAAUUCAAAGCUAUUUACGCUAUACACAACACAGAGGUGGCAGGUGCAGGCAAGGUCACAUGGCGAGCGAGGUCGUCGUGUCUGAUCACGGGAGUACUGGAGAAC
Penaeus vannamei (Pacific white shrimp) is the source of this 813-nucleotide messenger RNA. The record is from RefSeq and is a predicted model, not a curated record. NCBI's taxonomy places the organism in Eukaryota, Metazoa, Arthropoda, Malacostraca, Decapoda, Penaeidae.